Molecule: messenger RNA, 1250 nt
Organism: Hylaeus volcanicus
Lineage: Eukaryota; Metazoa; Arthropoda; Insecta; Hymenoptera; Colletidae
Exons: 1
Coding region: 14-811 (265 amino acids)
Molecular function (GO): N-acetyltransferase activity
Source: RefSeq, a predicted model, not a curated record
UCUUACAGAAACAAUGACAACUAUUUUCACUACAAACUUGGGCGUUUUUCUCACCGAUGGCGUCACUAGUACUAAACCAGUAUUUCUCGAUUUCAGUCAAUUUACAAUGGAAUCUAACAAUGGUUCACAUAUUAUUGAAUGGGCGAACCCGUCACACUUGUCCGAGAUAUUAUCAUUUCUAUAUGAUAAUUUUGAUAGGGAGGAGACUAUGUUGAAAAGUCUACGAAAUAACAAUGAAUUAACGAGCGAAGAGGAAGAAUCGAUGAGAAUCGAUCACGAGCGACUGAUAAGAGCAAUAUCUGUCUUCUCGCCUUGCUUGGUAGCUUUGGACAAACUGACUAAAAAAAUAAUUGGUGUUAAUCUGAUGAUAGUUAGCAACAACUCGAAAUUCGACAGCACCGAUGGAGUUUCUGCCGCAUUUACUAACAAUCCACCGACAACCAGGUUAAUGAAACAGUAUUUCGACUAUUUGUCAGAGAUUAGCGAGAAGGCAGAUUUAUACGGGAAAUUUCCUGAUUCUAAAGCUGCCGUAGAAUUUUAUGCUGUCGCUGUAGACAAGAAUUACAGAAGAAAGGGCCUCUCAAGGGCCCUGAUGGCCGCAGGAAUCUCCUUUGCAAAAGACACUGUUCAAGAUGUUGGAUUCGUGUUUGGAGUGUAUACGUCGCUGUACUCUAAAAGGUCGGCAGAGAAACUAGGAAUGAGGAGUGUCAUGGAUGUCGACCUUUUAACGUACAAGAACGCCGAAGGACGAGCUAUUUUCCAGGACACUCCACCGCACAAUGUCAUCUCCGUCAUGGUGCUAAAAAUUUAGGAAUUUCUUUCGCUAUUCUCAAAUCUAACAAUUAUACGAAUGAUAAAGAUCGGAUAAAUACGAUCAAGUUCUGUCAACGUGAGUCACUUCCGUCAUACAUACUUACAUACGUAUAUGUAUACAGUGAGUCCCAAAAGUAUUAACUGUUGCAAACAUGUAAGAAAAUAAUCUAUUGUAGAGAACGCGAUAUGUGUAUCGCUAUACGAAGAUAAUUCUUAAUAAAACAAUGCAUGUAAAAGAUAUUUAUAUAAUAUUUCAUGGUAUCCUAUUUAAACACGAUGUGUUGAAAGUAUUUGUAGCGCAAGUUGAUCGUAUACGUAUGUUACACAACUGGAGUGUGCAAAAUGUUCAUCUAGAUGAAGUUUUCGAUUAAUGAAUAAAAAAUAAACUUGAAUAUAUUCUGUUAUCUUGAACUUUAACGUAAACGUGUUAUAUAUAU